AUGAUCAUUUUAUUCACUCUUGCUUCUUUAGCAGAAGCCUUAAUAUUACUCCCUUUAUUUGAAAAAGCAGACUUUCCAAAUUUGCAUCCUCCCUCUUCAUUCAGGCAACUUUCAGCAUCAACAGGUCUGACAAACUAUAAAAAUGUAACCUUUAUUUAGAAACAAUAUUUCGUCCAGAUAGGAAUUGGAACCCCUCAACAGUAUUUUUCAAUGCUAUUAUCCUUAAAAUCUUCCUGAAUUUUUAUAGGUGGGAAAGGGUGUUUAAGUUGUCGAAGCUGGACAAAUAAAUUUGAUAUCACCAGAUCAUCGACCUAUAAAAAUGAUUUUAAAUAUUUGAUUAUAGAUUCUAUGGGCCUAGAAGGAGAUGCUGGAAGAGACAAGGUCAAUAUUGGAGGAAUUGAUGCUAAAUCUCAAGGAAUUAUUGUAGAGCGCAAGGAGUAUAAUAUGGAUAACAUAAAAAGUGAUGGAAUACUUGGGCUAGGCUUUAGUUCUUCUAAUAAUGGGACUACUCCUAUUAUUAACACUUUAUAUGAGCAAUAUAAUAUUACCCACAAGAUUUUUUCAAUCUACUUAAAUGAUUUAAGCAAUCCAUAUGACUUGCCUAACUUUGGCCAGUCAAUGCUUAUUAUUGAUGGCUAUGAUUUAAAUAAAUACUCAGCAGAAAAAUCAUUUAAAUAUAUAAGCUGCAGAGCAAGCCAGGAAGGAUAUUGGCAAAUGGACUUCGAUCAUGCCAUUUUUAAUGGAAUAACAUUUACAAGCGGCUAUAAAGCAAUAAUUAGUGUAGGAACCAGCUUAAUCUUAGGGCCAAAAGAAGCCAUUAAUGGCAUUUUAAAGCAAUUGCAUAACAAUUAUAGCUGUGACGAUAAUAAUUUAGGGGAGCUCUUUUGUGAUUGCGGUUCGAAUUAUCCUGAUCUUAUAAUCCAAAUAAGCGGAGUAAAAUUUACAAUUAAACCAGCAGCAUAUUUUUAUAAAUGAAAUGAUUAUUGCUGGCCAUCAUUUAAUUAUACGAAUGUGCCAAAUACAUGAGUGUUAGGUGAUACUUUUCUCAGAAGGUUUUAUACAGUUUAUGAUAUGGAAAACAUGAAAAUUGGUUUUGCUACUGUUGGGAAUGUAUCUCAAAUCUAUUCAAAUGCAACUAAUACAGGCGGCUCUUCUGGAAAUAAUUCUACAUCAGGUACUAAUAGCACAAACCCAGGCUCACAUGGAGGUGGGAACAAUUCUACAACGAGCGGAGGUUCAUCUGGAAGCGGCUCUGGCACUAAUAAUUCUACAACAGGUGGAGGUUCAUCUGGAAGCGGCUCUGGCACUAAUAAUUCUACAACAGGUGGAGGUUCAUCUGGAAGCGGCUCUGGCGCUAAUAAUUCUACAACAGGUGGAGGUUCAUCUGGAAAUGGCUCAGGUUCUACAGGUGGAGGGUCAUCUGGAAAUGGCUCAGGUUCCACAGGUGGAGGGUCAUCUGGAAAUGGCUCAGGCUCCAGCGGUGGAGGAUCAGGGUCUUCUGGAGGUAAAAACCCAGACAAUAGUUCUUCUCAUAAAAGCAGUAGCUCAAAUGAUGAUUGAAAGCUUUAUUUAUCUAUAGCUAUUCCUACAUCUGUUCUCUUUUCUAUAUUGGUUUUUGUCAUAAUUUUUCUUUACAUCAAGUACAGAAAAAGAAUGAAAAAUCAAUCAGAUGAUAACUUAGAAGAGUGCAGAAUUUGUAUGGGGCGUUUACCUUUACGUCUUUUGAAAAAGCUAACAUGCAACCAUUAUUUUUGUAGUAAAGAUUUACGUCAAAUGUUAGAGUUUUACAUUGCAGAAAAUGCUAUUGCAAAAGCUAUGAAGUGUCCUAACGAAAAUUGCAAUGGUGAAAUUAGCUCGCUGAUUAUGCAAGAUAUAUUAUCCAAAGAGGCAAUGGAGAAGCUGAAUUAUUUCAUGAUAAAUAGAAACUUCAGAAUUAUCAAGUGUCCCAAGUGCAAUCAAAAAUUUGAAUCGUCACAGGAAAGGAGAGCAACGUGCAUAAAUUGCUAUAUGGAUUUUUGCAGUUACUGCCAAGAGAUUUGGCAUGAAAUAGAUAAUUGUCGAGAAAUGUUUAUACAGAGGAGAUUAAAAGAAUUAGAAGCUUAUAUUAGAUUAUUCUAUAUAAAUAUAGGCCGUAUCUGCUAUUACUUAUUUUUUACGGUAUGGUGGCCAAGAAAUUUGCAAAAGUAAAUAGAAUUUGAAGCAAGUGGAGAAAUGGUGGCGCAGUGUCCUGGAUGUAAAGCCCCAUAUUUAAAGGAUCACCGUUGCGACCAUGUGCAAUGCGUAGACCCAAAAUGUAAUGUACUUUUCUGCUUCGGAUGCUCUGCGAACAGAUCGCCUAUAAUUGCUCAUUGAGAACAUUAUCAUAGGCCAGAUUGUGCACAUUUUCAAGAAAACAAUAGGCAAGUCCGGGAUCGAUAUUCGCCAGAAAAAUGUAGUGAAUGCAAAAUAUUGGGCAGACUUUGCCUUCCGCCUCAAAAAUUGCGCGUUCCAAGAAGAUUUGGACCUGGAGAGUCAUAA
Molecule: messenger RNA, 2517 nt
Organism: Blepharisma stoltei
Lineage: Eukaryota; Ciliophora; Heterotrichea; Heterotrichida; Blepharismidae
Source: the annotation of a GenBank genome assembly